Dicentrarchus labrax (European seabass) is the source of this 716-nucleotide messenger RNA. It is a transcript of the gene tmsb1, whose product is annotated as thymosin beta 1. Gene Ontology annotation, cellular component: cytoplasm. Gene Ontology annotation, biological process: regulation of cell migration; actin filament organization. The record is from RefSeq and is a predicted model, not a curated record. The coding region runs from base 169 to 312 and encodes 47 amino acids. NCBI's taxonomy places the organism in Eukaryota, Metazoa, Chordata, Actinopteri, Moronidae. Gene Ontology annotation, molecular function: actin monomer binding. The transcript has 3 exons.
CCUCUGAGCUCUGGUAGCCAAUGAGAGCCAGAGCAUGGGUGUCCAUGUUGGCGUGCAGAAGGGCGUAUAGACUCUAUUUAACCGUUGGCUUUGCACAGAUAACACACACGCAUCUUACCUGUAAAGGACAUUGUCACUGCGCACCCCUGCACCAGACAUCUUUUAAAAAUGAGCGACAACCCAGUCACCAAGGAGGUGGAGACGUUUAACAAGAGCAAACUAAGGAAGACUGCAACGGAAGAAAAGAAUCAUAUGCCAACCAAGGAUGAAAUUGAAGAAGAGAAGAAAGCCAUUAAAGAGGGAAAAAACUGAAAUGCACCUGUCAUGAUUCCUCUCCUUCAGUCCUGCCCUGUUACAUGCUUUUCCUCCAAUUAGGAAUCCUGUCCAUCAUCACCACCUGUGCCUCUGUUUUCUGUGCCGCCAUGUUUCAUAAGAAAUGGUGUUUGGGGAAAGAUCUGUAUGUAAUCCCACAUAAAUUAAUGCAAUGGAUAUAUGUUAUUGUGCUUUCCAUGCGGUUUAGAAAGGGCUGAAUGGAGCAAGAUAACAAGUUAACAGGUUCAAAUUAUCAUAAAUAACUGUAUUAAUGGAAACCCAUCCAAUAUAUUGCAUUGUUACCAAUACCAUAAGUAUGUCUGUAAAUGGUGCCAUCCAGGAAAUGUCUAAAAAGUAACACAUAAGAUGAUAUUUUUGCUUUAAUAAAAAAGUGUUAAUGAUGA